ACGUGAGCGUGACACUGACGUUUCUUUCGUUGAAAGUUGAAAGCAGUCUGCCUUGAUUGAUUUUUAUUCAAAAAAUGCGAUUAUAAUGAAUUGUAACAUUGAUUGUGAGGCCUAGCAUUGUAAAUAAGUGAAAAGUACAAAGUUAACCCUAUGUUUAACUAUGUCUCACAAUAUUUUAGAACUUUACAGCGGCAUAGGAGGCAUGCACUGUGCAUGGAAUGAAUCUGGUCUACAAGGUAAAAUUGUUGCUGCAGUCGACAUAAACACUGUUGCCAAUGAAGUGUACAGACACAACUUUCCUGACACAAAAUUACUCACGAAAAACAUACAAAAACUGUCUCCUCAAGACAUAAAAAGAUGGAAAAUCGAUACAAUACUCAUGUCACCGCCUUGCCAGCCUUUUACAAGGAAUGGGAAGUACUUAGAUGACAAUGACCCCAGAACCAACUCAUUUUUAUACAUUAUUGGAAUCUUAGACCAGCUAGACAAUAUAGAUUAUAUUCUUAUGGAAAAUGUUAAAGGUUUUGAGAGUUCUACUGUUAGGAAUUUGUUUAUAGACAAGUUGAAAGAAUGCAACUUUAUUUACCAAGAGUUUCUAUUGUGUCCGUCAUCUUUUGGUGUGCCUAACUCUAGACUAAGAUAUUAUUGCACAGCAAGGAGGAAAACUUUGACAUGGCCUUUCAAAAGGAAAGAUGAGAUUAUAUCACAGCUGCCUAAGGAUUAUGGAUUGCCAUUUUCCCUACAAACAAUAAUAGAAGAUGAUGUUCAUGAAAAGUAUUUGUUACCAGACAAAAAGUUAAAACAUGGUAAUGUGCUGGACAUCUGUCACAGAACUUCUAAAAGAUCUUGUUGCUUCACUAAAGCUUACACACACUACAGUGAAGGGACAGGGUCCGUUUACACUGACAAAAGUCCAGAAAUGGUUCAAAAAUGUUAUGAAAAAGCUAAUCUAAGUGAGGUUGGCAGUGAUGACUAUGUUGAAUCAAUGAAGGAAUUGAAGCUGAGAUAUUUUACCCCUAAAGAGGUCCUAAUGUUAAUGUCCUUCCCACAAAGUUACAGUUUCCCCACAAAUACAUCAUUGAAACAAUGUUAUCGGUUGCUAGGCAACAGUGUUAAUGUUAAAGUUAUAAGUGAACUGUUAAAAAUACUGUUUGAAGAAUAAAUAUUUAUUUAACAUUUU
Messenger RNA from Helicoverpa armigera (cotton bollworm), 1180 nucleotides. RefSeq names its product tRNA (cytosine(38)-C(5))-methyltransferase (gene Mt2). Bases 161 to 1162 code for a protein of 333 amino acids. The record is from RefSeq and is a predicted model, not a curated record. Lineage: Eukaryota; Metazoa; Arthropoda; Insecta; Lepidoptera; Noctuidae. The transcript has 3 exons. Gene Ontology annotation, molecular function: methyltransferase activity. Gene Ontology annotation, cellular component: nucleus.